This is a messenger RNA of Momordica charantia (bitter melon), 1477 nucleotides long. RefSeq names its product UV radiation resistance-associated protein. The record is from RefSeq and is a predicted model, not a curated record. Gene Ontology annotation, molecular function: SNARE binding. Gene Ontology annotation, cellular component: lytic vacuole; endosome. NCBI's taxonomy places the organism in Eukaryota, Viridiplantae, Streptophyta, Magnoliopsida, Cucurbitales, Cucurbitaceae. Gene Ontology annotation, biological process: SNARE complex assembly.
UAAUUCAUAUCUCAAAGUCUCAACCUCUCUUUCUUCUCCCUCUUCUGUUCUCAGAGUCCGAAAGAAAGAAAGAAAUAAGCAAUUCCGAUUCCGAUUCCGAUGGUUUCUUGAGGCUUUUCCAGUAGCUCCACUGGAAGGACGAUGACGCCGAGGCGCCGUGACUUCUUGAACUCGAAGAUCGUCUUCCGUUCUCCACUGAUUCAUGGAACGCGGCAAAGCCCCUUCUUCUUCUUCUUCUCCUUCAGAGUCCAGCAGAAUUUCGGAUCCGGAAAAUGCGAAGGUCGUUGAAUGGGAGGACUUCGAGCAGGAGCUUGCCAGGCUGUGGAGUCUCUCUUCGGCACUCGAGGAAGCCAAGCACCAGAAGGAAACUCUAAAGCAGAAGCUCGACUCCCUAAUUCAGGUCGAUUCUGAGUCUGUUAGUCGAUCAAAUGAGCUUGCAGAAAUGGUAGAGAAACUUGAAGCGAGGAAACGUUUUGUGGAGAAUUUGUCAAUGCGUUCUAAACUUGCAUCGGAGGAUGUUAAGAAACAAGAGGAGAGUCUUAGCGUGGAAGUUAGAUCACUUUUGGUUGCGGGGACUGCUUUGUCUAAAGCUAGGAAGCGAUUGCAGGAAUCAAAUAGACUACUCACUGGAGAAGAAGGCUAUGAUCGUCUAAAAAGCUUGCAGAAGAUGCUGAGAAGAAGGCAGCAAUAUAUGAUUUCACAAGUUUCAUUUCUCUAUCCUGUAAAAAUUUCAACCGGACCUGCUAGGGAUCAGGAGCUUGAAUCAUUUCCUAACACUAGUAGAUUAGGGAAUUCUUCUGGUUCUAAACCUGUCAAUCAUGGAUCCUUGACGAUAUUAGGUCUAAAUCUGAAUGUGCUUCCAUUUAAAAAAAUGAGCUUUUUCAGUGAUAAGAAAGAGACUCAGAGGUCUGCAACUGCCCUUGGAUAUGUUGCUCAUGCUGUUUCCCUCAUAUCUUCAUAUCUAAAAGUUCCUUUACGCUACCCUUUGCACAUGGGUGGAUCUCAUUCCUACAUUUGUGACUACGCGCCUUCAAUAGAACCCUCGUCAUCUGUUUCCUUAUCCACCUCACUACCUGUCACAAAUAUGAAACAUGUCGAGUUCCCUCUCUUUUUAGAUGGACAAGAUACAACGAGAGCUGCUUACGCCGUAUUUUUGUUAAACAAGGACUUGGAGCAACUUCUAAACUUCAUUGGUAUGAAGAGUUUGGGCCCACGCCACAUAUUGGCUAACUUGAAGGAGCUUCUGAGGAUCAUUCAAUCUGCAGAUUAUAUUGAUACGUGAUCCAAAUUUUUCAAUGAAGAAGUUAGGUUUGUAGAUUGAACAAAUUUGUAAAUGGAUCAGCUGCACAUUCUUAUACAGGUGCGAAUUCUUCAACCUUACUUGAACAGGAUCUGUUCCAUAGGUUGUACCUCUGUAUCCUUGAGUUCUAAAAGUAUACAGGUGCGAAUUCUAUUUUUCGUUAGAGCACCUUUAUCA